AGGUAUAAAAAAAAACGUGAUAAAACGAAAGUAGAAGGACAACACUUGCAAUCAUGUCUGGUCGUGAGGGAGGCAAAAAGAAGCCACUAAAGGCGCCCAAAAAGGACGCCAAGGAUUUGGACGACGAUGAUAUGGCAUUUAAGCAAAAACAAAAGGAACAGCAGAAAGCACUCGAAGCUGCCAAGGCGAAUGCCUCCAAAAAGGGUCCACUUGUCGGUGGCGGCAUCAAGAAAUCGGGCAAGAAAUGAUCAGGCACACCCAAUCAUUAUACCACACUCACAUCCAUGGACUGCGUACAAUUGAUCAGAGUUUUGGAGAUUUUGUAAUUUUCACAAAAACAGACAAAACACACUCAAACCCACACACAUACAUACAAAUUCGUACGGAAGUGAGCCACAUACAUUUAUAGUUUUUCUGUUUUUUACUUACGAUUUAUAAAUAAAUAUAAAAAGAAUUAUCAACAGGUAAUUCCCUUAAAGGUA
Messenger RNA from Drosophila willistoni, 482 nucleotides. Its product is annotated as translation machinery-associated protein 7 homolog. The record is from RefSeq and is a predicted model, not a curated record. Lineage: Eukaryota; Metazoa; Arthropoda; Insecta; Diptera; Drosophilidae. The transcript is spliced from 2 exons. Bases 54 to 248 code for a protein of 64 amino acids.